Molecule: messenger RNA, 1715 nt
Organism: Enhydra lutris kenyoni (northern sea otter)
Lineage: Eukaryota; Metazoa; Chordata; Mammalia; Carnivora; Mustelidae
Product: vasoactive intestinal peptide receptor 2
Exons: 13
Coding region: 1-1329 (442 amino acids)
Biological process (GO): cell surface receptor signaling pathway; adenylate cyclase-modulating G protein-coupled receptor signaling pathway
Cellular component (GO): plasma membrane
Molecular function (GO): vasoactive intestinal polypeptide receptor activity; peptide hormone binding; G protein-coupled peptide receptor activity
Source: RefSeq, a predicted model, not a curated record
AUGAGGGCGCCCGCGCUGCUGCCGCCCGCGCUGCUGACCUGCUGCGGCUGGCUGCUCGCCCCCGUGAACAGUGUUCACCCAGAAUGUCGAUUUCAUCUGGAAAUACAGGAGGAAGAGACAAAAUGCACAGAGCUUCUAAGGACUCAAACAGGAAAAUACAAAGCCUGCACUGGUGUCUGGGACAACAUUACCUGCUGGCGCCCCGCGGACAUCGGCGAGACCGUCACCGUACCCUGUCCCAAAGUGUUCAGCAACUUUUACAGUAAACCAGGAAACAUAAGCAAAAACUGCACGAGUCACGGCUGGUCAGAGAUGUUUCCCAACUUCGUGGACGCGUGCGGCUCUGGUGACACCGAGGACGACAGCAAGAUGACGUUCUACGUUCUGGUGAAAGCCAUUUACACGCUGGGCUACAGUGUCUCUCUGAUUUCCCUUUCCACCGGAAGCCUCAUUCUUUGCCUCUUCCGGAAGCUGCACUGCACCCGGAACUACAUCCACCUGAACCUGUUUGUCUCCUUCAUCCUCCGAGCCGUCUCCGUGUUGGUCAAGGACGGUGUGCUGUACUCCAGCUCGGGCACAGGGCACUGCCCCGACCAGCCGUCCUCCUGGGUCGCCUGCAAGCUGAGCCUGGUGUUUUUCCAGUACUGCAUCAUGGCGAACUUCUACUGGCUCCUGGUGGAGGGACUGUACCUCCACACCCUCCUGGUGGCCAUAUUCUCCCCCAGCCGGCGUUUCGUGGCCUACCUCCUGAUUGGAUGGGGCAUCCCCACCGUCUGCAUAGCUGCAUGGACGGCAGCCAGGCUCUCCUUAGAAGACACAGGUUGCUGGGAUACCAAUGACCACAGUGUUCCCUGGUGGGUUAUACGAACACCAAUUUUGAUAUCUAUUAUAGUCAACUUUGUCCUUUUUGUUAGCAUUAUACGGAUUUUACUACAGAAGCUGACGUCCCCAGAUGUCGGUGGCACUGACCCGUCACAGUACAAGAGGCUCGCCAAGUCCACGCUGCUGCUCAUCCCGCUGUUCGGAGCCCACUACAUGGUGUUUGCCGUGUUUCCUAUCGGCGUCUCCUCCAAGUAUCAGAUUCUGUUUGAGCUGUGCAUGGGAUCAUUUCAGGGCCUGGUGGUGGCUGUUCUAUACUGCUUUCUCAACAGCGAAGUGCAGAGCGAGUUGAAAAGGAAGUGGCGCGGCCUGUGCCCCGGAUGGCCCUGCGGCCUGGACCACAGGCUCCGCCGCGCGUCUGUCUCGAGGAAUGACUGGGAGAACGCCCUGCAGUUCCACCGCGGCUCCCGUGCCCCAUCCUUCCUGCAGACGGAGACCUCGGUCAUCUAGAUGGGCGCCCCAUUGCAGAUGGACGGACGUGGGCAGCCGCAGGCCAGCCUCCCCCGGCGGGAGAGCCCUGGCGGGUGACUCGGGUGACUCCGCAGAGCUGGUCUCUGCCUGUCCCCUCCGUGGAGCUGGGGCUCCGUGGGCACCAGCUGGGACUUCAGUCUGAUCCCUGUUAAACGUCAGUAUGUAGGCAGUUUUGCUCGUAAUGCUGUUUGGCCAAGUAGAGGGACCUGUUUUCAGAGAGAACAGGGAGACAGAAGCGGUCUCUGAAAUGGGACACAGUGGCCCAGAACUUGGCUCCAUCCACUCCACCCUGGAAGGAAAAAAGGUGGGUUUCUAAUGGUGCCAGUUCUGGGCAGGGGGCAAAGGCCUGAGCUGGGGGCUGGAGC